UCCCCCCUCCCUGCCGCGGCGGGGGCAAUGCCUCCCGCAUACGUGAUGAAGCGGGCGGCCGGGCUGGGCUCCGCCGGCAGCAGCCGUGAGCCGUGAGCCCGGGCGCCUCCGCACUGCAGCCCCCUCCCACCGGCGCGGGGGGCGGCGCGGGGACGCGGCUGCUGCGGAGCGAGAGCUCCAGCUCCGGCGGCAGCGAGCGGCCGCGGCACCGGCGCCAUGCUGAACAACCUGACCGACUGCGAGGACGGCGACGGCGGCGCCAGCCAAGGUGAUGGCAAUCCCAAGGAGAGCAGCCCCUUCAUCAACAGCACGGACCUGGAGAAGGGCAAGGAAUAUGAUGGCAAGAACAUGGCCCUCUUUGAGGAGGAGAUGGACACAAGCCCUAUGGUCUCGUCUCUGCUGAGUGGACUGGCCAAUUACACCAACCUGCCACAGGGCAGCCGGGAGCAUGAGGAGGCUGAGAACAAUGAUGGAGGCAAGAAAAAGCCCGUGCAGGCCCCACGGAUGGGCACCUUCAUGGGUGUCUACCUGCCCUGCCUCCAGAACAUCUUUGGGGUCAUCCUCUUCCUGCGUCUCACCUGGGUGGUGGGGAUCGCUGGCAUCAUGGAGUCAUUCUGCAUGGUCUUCCUCUGCUGCUCCUGUACGAUGCUGACGGCCAUUUCCAUGAGUGCAAUCGCUACCAACGGUGUGGUGCCAGCGGGUGGCUCCUACUACAUGAUCUCACGCUCCCUGGGACCUGAGUUUGGUGGGGCCGUGGGACUCUGCUUCUACCUGGGCACCACCUUUGCUGGUGCCAUGUACAUCCUGGGCACCAUCGAAAUCCUGCUGGCCUACAUCUUCCCGGCCAUGGCCAUCUUCAAGGCAGAGGACGCCAGCGGGGAGGCGGCUGCGAUGCUCAACAACAUGCGUGUGUACGGCACCUGUGUGCUCACCUGCAUGGCCACCGUUGUGUUCGUGGGUGUCAAGUAUGUCAACAAAUUUGCCCUGGUCUUCCUGGGCUGUGUCAUCCUCUCCAUCCUCGCCAUCUAUGCUGGUGUCAUCAAAUCGGCCUUCGACCCGCCAAGCUUCCCGAUCUGCCUCCUGGGCAACAGAACCCUCUCACGCCAUGGCUUUGACCUCUGCACCAAGAUGGUGAUGGAGGGGAACGAGACAGUUGGCUCCAAGCUCUGGGAGCUUUUCUGCACCUCCCGCUUCCUCAAUGCCACCUGCGACGAGUACUUCAGCAUGAACAACGUCACUGAGAUCGAGGGCAUCCCCGGCGCUGCCAGCGGCCUCAUCCAAGAGAACCUCUGGAGCUCAUACCUGACCAAGGGCGUGAUCGUGGAGAAGCGAGGGCUGCCCUCAGUGAGCUCCCCCGACACCCCAGUGGACAUGGACCAGCCCUACGUCUUCAGCGACAUGACGUCCUACUUCACCCUGCUCGUCGGCAUCUACUUCCCCUCAGUCACAGGCAUCAUGGCUGGCUCCAACCGCUCUGGAGACCUGCGGGAUGCCCAGAAGUCCAUCCCCACGGGCACCAUCCUGGCCAUUGCCACCACCUCUGCGGUCUAUAUCAGCUCUGUUGUCCUCUUUGGAGCAUGCAUCGAGGGGGUUGUCCUGCGUGACAAGUUUGGUGAGGCCGUCAACGGGAACCUGGUGGUUGGCACCCUGGCAUGGCCAUCCCCGUGGGUCAUUGUCAUCGGUUCGUUCUUCUCCACCUGUGGGGCUGGGUUGCAGAGUCUCACCGGAGCCCCCCGCCUCCUGCAAGCCAUCUCCAGGGACGGGAUCGUACCCUUCCUCAGGGUCUUCGGCCACGGCAAAGCCAACGGGGAGCCGACAUGGGCCCUGCUGCUCACAGCCUGCAUCUGCGAGAUCGGGAUCCUGAUCGCCUCCCUGGACGAGGUGGCUCCCAUCCUCUCCAUGUUCUUCCUCAUGUGCUACAUGUUUGUCAACCUGGCGUGUGCGGUGCAAACGCUGCUGCGGACGCCCAACUGGCGGCCCCGCUUCCGCUACUACCACUGGACCCUGUCCUUCCUGGGCAUGAGCCUGUGCCUGGCGCUGAUGUUCAUCUGCUCCUGGUACUACGCACUGGUGGCCAUGCUGAUUGCUGGCCUCAUCUACAAAUACAUCGAGUACCGCGGGGCAGAGAAGGAGUGGGGUGAUGGGAUCCGGGGCCUGUCCCUGAGUGCAGCCCGCUACGCCCUGCUGCGGUUGGAGGAAGGGCCCCCGCACACCAAGAACUGGAGGCCGCAGCUGCUGGUCCUGGUCCGCGGGGAUCAGGAGCAGAAUGUGGUGCACCCGCAGCUCCUGUCCUUCACAUCACAGCUCAAGGCUGGGAAGGGCCUCACUAUCGUGGCCUCUGUGUUAGAAGGGACCUUCCUGGACAACCACCCUCAGGCGCAGAGGGCGGAGGAGUCCAUCCGACGCCUGAUGGAAGCGGAGAAGGUGAAGGGCUUUUGUCAGGUGGUGAUCUCCUCUAACCUGCGGGAUGGCAUGUCCCACCUCAUCCAGUCCAGCGGGCUGGGGGGGCUGCAGCACAACACAGUGCUGGUGGGCUGGCCCCGCAGCUGGCGCCAGAAGGAGGACCACCAGACCUGGAGGAACUUCAUUGAGUUGGUGCGAGAGACCACAGCUGGGCACCUGGCCUUGCUGGUGGCCAAGAAUGUUGCCAUGUUUCCGGGCAACCAGGAGCGGUUUUCGGAGGGCCACAUCGAUGUCUGGUGGAUUGUCCAUGACGGGGGGAUGCUGAUGCUGCUGCCCUUCCUCCUGCGGCAGCACAAGGUGUGGCGUAAAUGCAAGAUGCGCAUCUUCACGGUGGCACAGAUGGAUGACAACAGCAUCCAGAUGAAGAAAGACCUGACCACGUUCCUGUACCACCUGCGCAUCACCGCAGAGGUGGAGGUGGUGGAGAUGCAUGAGAGUGACAUCUCUGCCUACACCUAUGAGAAGACACUGGUGAUGGAGCAGCGUUCCCAGAUCCUCAAACAAAUGCACCUCACCAAGAAUGAGCGGGAGCGGGAGAUCCAGAGCAUCACGGAUGAGUCCCGUGGUUCCAUCCGGCGCAAGAACCCGGCCAACACGCGCCUGCGCCUGAACGUCCCCGAGGAACAGGCUGCUGAUGGCGAGGAGAAGCCGGAGGAGGAGGUCCAACUAAUCCACGACAAGAAUGCCACCACCUUCUCCAGCAGCUCCCAGUCCCCUGGUGAUGAGGUGGAGGCAGCCCCUGAGAAGGUGCAUCUCACCUGGACCAAGGAGAAGUCUGUUGCUGAGAAGAACAAGAGCAAGAGCCCCGUCAGCCCUGAGGGCAUCAAGGACUUCUUCAACAUGAAGCCGGAGUGGGAGAACCUGAACCAGUCCAACGUGCGAAGGAUGCACACAGCUGUGAAGCUCAAUGAGGUGAUUGUGAAGAAGUCCCAGGAUGCCAAGCUGGUCCUGCUGAACAUGCCAGGGCCUCCCCGUAACCGGAAAGGGGAUGAGAACUACAUGGAGUUCCUGGAGGUGCUGACGGAGCAUCUGGACCGAGUGCUCCUGGUGCGUGGUGGGGGCCGGGAGGUCAUCACCAUCUACUCCUGAAAGAUGGCGCGAGAGAGGUUUGUCUGCACACUGAGAGCCCCGCCACCCCUUUGCAUCGUGCUCCCGGAGGGGAGGAGGGAAGGCCGGAUGGCAGCCGGUGCGCAGAACCUUCACCUGGCUUUGGCCGUGCCCCUGAUCUCUCCAUUCGAACUGCAGCACCAGAUCUUCCGGGAGCAUCCAGCACCAGAGCAGCUGUUCCUCAUUGCAACACCACAGCACUGCUGUCCUUGUUUAUAUAUAAAUAUAUACAGUGAACCGCGGACUGAGCACCAGAGCUCGGCGCUGCCGCCACCGCCCGCCCUGGCACGGCCAGCCCCGCCGCCAGCCCCAGCACUGCCGCUGGAACGCCUGGCCGGGCAGGAGGGCGGCUGUGCCGAGACGGACCUUGGCCCCACCGUGCUGCUACUCCUGCACAGACUCGGCUGGAUGCGCCUGUGCCCCGUGCCCGCCGCCUGCGCCGUGCCUCCCUGCGAGGCGCUGGGAGAAGAGAGAGGCCCCCGUCACCCUCCCCUCGCCGGACGCUCCUCUCCCCACAUCCAGCAGCGCCCGAGGCUGCCUCCCACGGCGCUGCACCCCUGCUGCCCCUCACCGCCAUGGACCCGGACAGCCCCACCUCGCCGCUGCCUCGGCACCGUCGUCUCUGGAGGCUGCUGAGCUUGUGGAGAUGCAGCACGAUGGUUUGGAGGAGGCAGAGGGUGGGGGGCGGCUGUGAGGGGUCAGGUGCUGGAGCACAGCAAGGCCGUGAGAGCAAGAGCCCUGACCUAGGGUGGUUGCGGGUGUUCCCUGUCCUCCCUGCCUGACUCCAGGCUCUCUCUUCCCUCACGCUCUCCAGGUGCACCAGUCGCGGUGCGGAGCUGCGGUGUCGGGAGCCGCGCAGCGGCCCUGCCACGCGCAGCGUGAGCCGGGGCUUCUCUCGGCGGCUGGAGCCGCAUGGGUGCUGGGGACCCCCGAGGCACCAGUGCCUGCUCCUGCCUGGCACAGGGGUGUCCCGGACCCCCACCCUGCUCCCCCGCCGCACUAAACUGGGGGCUCUCAGGGCCCGGCACCAGCCAGCCCGGCUGGCCCCAGCGCCUGCACAUAUGUCUGGGUCCCCCCCGUGCCCCGCUGCGCUCCCUGCUGCUCCCCAGGGCUUCGCUGCUAACCCAGCCCUGGCCCCGGCUCCAGGCAGUCGCAGAUGCUGCCGGGGGCUGUAGGACAGUCUGGAUCUGUGUGUAUUUUUAACAUAUGCAAAGGCUGUUUGCUAAUCUGACCAGCAAGACCUCACAGUGAGGUGGGGGCUGUAGGGGUCCUACCGCCCCCCGGCAUCAUGACACUCUCUGACCCGGCUGGCCAGGGCAGCCCAGGCACCAGCCACACCACAGCCGUCAGCCCCCGCGCAGGCAGCAGAGCCCCCGGGGCAGAUCAAACACCUCUUAUCUUUGGCAGCAGCUGCAGGGUCGCCCCCGCCGCCGUUUCCCAGCCCCUCCCCCCCCCCCCCCCCCCCCCAAGCAUCUCUCAUAGAAGAGAAACUGAGGCGCUUUUAACAAAUGUGAACGGUUCCAGGAACCACGCAGGAAGCGGUGCGAGGGCAGCAGGGUGCCGCUGGCGCCCGCCCCAGCCCCAUGUACAUAGUGUACAUAAUACAGUACGUGUAUUUUUAAAGUGAUCAUAUUUAUGUUAAUAGAACCAGAUGAAGUCUAUAUAUAGAGAUCUAUAUCUAUUCUGAGAGAUGCAGGGCUCUGCUAGCACCAGGCCGCAGGGACGGGGAGCUGAGCCGGGCUGCUCCUGCACAAACCAGGAGCCCAUCCGUUGCACCAAGUGCUCCAGAGCGGUGGUGGAGGCUGCAGCCUUCCCCGGCCACCAGCAGCCCCUGGGAAAGGGCCAGGUCGCAGGUUCAUUCUCUUCUCAAUUUAGCUUAUUAAGAGUUUUCAGGGAAAAGAAGUCACAGACUUUUCUGAACUUGUUUCACAGCAGAUUUGAGCUUCCACUCAAAGUGCAGCCUGCUAAGAGUUGCCCUCUCCUGGCAGCGCUGGCAGCUUUGUGCCAGCCUGGGCCCUGGAGCAGCACUUUGUUCCCGGCCAGAGCUGAGCCCUUGUGCUGAAGCACUCGCCCCCUCUGCCCCUCCAGACGCUCCCCAGUGCUGCUCUGCACUGCAGGAGGCGCAGAGGGAGCUGGUGCUGCUACAGCAUCCCCGCGGGUGUCCAUCCAGGCAGCAGCUGCCUCCUGCCUGGCAUGGGCAGCCCUGACUGGUCCCAGCUCCUUGCCCACCUGACUCCCUGCCAACCUUGACUCCUGCCUCCCUGAGAACAGGAAACCCCUCCCUGGCACCAGCCACUCCAGCCCGUGCUCCCUUUCAGAGCACCUCUACUCCAGGUCCAGGCCAAAGCUAUUUGGGGAUGCUUGGAUAAAAAGCAGUGGGUUUUUUGAUGUUGGAUUUUUUUUGCUAUAAGAUACUACUUGGACACACUCCUAGACCAAAACCAAGCCCCAGCUGCACAUCUGUGCCUGCUCAUACCUUGCUCCUACAUUUCCAUCACUCCCGAAGUGCCUCCCUUCUCUCCAGAGCAGUCCCAGUCACAGCCAGACUUUCUGCCAGGGUAGCUGCCUGUGUGGCUGCUGGUCUGUGUCACAGAUGCUGCUGUGGAAGCUGGUCCCACAGGCAUGGGGAGCUCAGCAUUUACAUGGGGACUGUCAGGCUGAGCUGAGAUCUGGCUUCAGCACAGGAGCUCAGGGCUGACGAAUUGUGCAGAUGCACAGGGCAGCACUCUCCAGUCCUGCUGCUGCCUCAGCAGCCUGGGAGCUGUGGGAAGAGCAGGUAGGGGUCUGCAAGUGAAAAGUUCCUUUAGUUUUGGGAAGGGCAGCCCAUGGGAACCAGGAUUUGCCAGUGUCUAGCUGCUCUGCCCCUUGGAGCUGGCCCUAUACCACCACACACAAGCUGAGGGGCUGUUUCCAGCCUCCCAAAAUUAUUUGAGGCACUUCAGCAGCAGCGGGGGAGGCACAGCAGCCUGCCCACACAGCUCAUGUGUUAGCACCAUGUUGUUGGGCCUCGAGCACUUGCCAGCUGCUCUGCCUCUUCACAAGAUGCCACUUGCUCCCUGCAGUCACCCUCUAAUUGCAGCUUGGCUGCUGCCCCCUGUGCUGCUGGGCCUGAGGCAGAGAGCGUGGUCCCCUCCUGCCCUGGCACAUGGCGCAGGGCAGAGGGCAGAGGCAGGUUAUACACAGCCUCUGCCGAGGCUGCAGACAGCAGCCACCCUUGCAGCAUCAGGGAGAGGCUCCUCCGUUGGCCGCAGGUACAGGGCAGCCAGGAAUGACGUUUGCAGAGCAGUGGUGAGAGCAGCCAGGGCACACUUCUGACAGGUUUGCUUCAUCCCCCCAGCAUCACCAGUGGAUCCCGUUCCCCUCAGCACCACUUCCACCCUGACGGCAAAGGCAUGGUCCCAGCUCUCCCAGGGAGCAGGAAGGCCAUUCCUUUCCAUCACUACUGCUGAAAAAAGGCGUUCCCCUUCCCCAUCCUUCAGCAAGAGCAGGGGCACAGCUCUGGACAGUCAGGGCUGCUCCACACCCCUGCCAGGCAGUUUGGCUGUGGCAAGACAGGAGCUGGUUUCCACAGCGUGUCCCCUCGCCGUCGGCGGGAGAGGGCCAGUUUUAGCAGACAGCACUGCAUGUUAGUUUACAAACCCAGCCCUGCACGUUUGGCCUCUGUGAGCGUUCAGUUUCCCCAUGGAGCACCCUUCUGCUGCUCCACCGUGGUGAAGACAGUGUCCUCCUCUGGUAGACAUGCAAGUUCCUCCUUGGCACAUGUGCAGACACGGUCCGGUUUUUGUUCCAGACAGGAAGGUCUUGACCCCCCAGUUUGUUUUACAGGCAGGCUGCUGCUGGAGCAGCACUGAGCAGCACAACCCAUGGGAGGGUGGGCUGGAGUGUGGCCACAGCAGGCAGGGAAAGUUCGGCCAGCACACAGUGCUGGUGGCCUGUGCUCCAGUCCCUGCUGCAGGAGGGCCAAGCAGCCCUGGCCCCUGUGAGUGGCAGUGGGCAGCUCAGGUCACUGUGGCCACCACGCAGCACAGACAGCAAGCCACAGGGCAGCAGAGACAGGAGGCACAGGCAGUGUCCAGCCUGGACGGGUGCUGGUCUGUGGCUGGACGAGAGGAAGGACAAGAGACUGCACAAGGGCAAGAGUUGCACUAGAAGAGUCAAGACCCUCCUCUGUGUAGCAGGACUAAAAACUAGCAGAAAGACCGAAAGGUCUGAGAUUUGCUGGUUACAACACUUUCUGUGCUACAUGUGCAAUAUAUUUGUUAUGAAUGUUAUCACGAAGUCGGUUCAUUCAAUACUCUUUUAAUCACUGUAGCUAGAUGUUCUCUGUCCAUUCAAGUGACUUUUAUUCGAGUGCAAUAUUUCAAUAGACAUGUAGUGACCUAGAAUGCUUUGUGUUUUAGAGAAUCUGUGUGCAGAGCAAUGCAAUUAAGUUUAAAACCUUGUAAAUAAAACAGGUUGCAAACCAAAAAAAAAAAACCCUAUUAGGCUUGCAUUUAAUUUCUGUGUGUGUUUCAGUGUUGUGCAUUAGGCCGCCUCGGUGCAGACCCCGUGUUCUCUGUGCAGGUGUUCAUGGAGGAGUGGCUCCUCAGCUGUUGAAUGCUCCCUGUUACUGCUUUACUGCUUUACCUGUAUUCAUUUUUCUAGACUCCUGUCUGCACAAAAUGCAAUAAAUGAUUUUAUUACACCCUUCA
Messenger RNA from Corvus hawaiiensis (hawaiian crow), 8261 nucleotides. RefSeq names its product solute carrier family 12 member 5 (gene SLC12A5). The transcript is spliced from 26 exons. Gene Ontology annotation, molecular function: potassium:chloride symporter activity. Gene Ontology annotation, biological process: chloride ion homeostasis; potassium ion homeostasis; cell volume homeostasis. Lineage: Eukaryota; Metazoa; Chordata; Aves; Passeriformes; Corvidae. Gene Ontology annotation, cellular component: membrane. The record is from RefSeq and is a predicted model, not a curated record. The coding region runs from base 217 to 3552 and encodes 1111 amino acids.